AUGUCUGACAAAAAACCACACAAUGAAGUCGAGACGCCACCGAAGCGACCGGCCUGUCCACACACACAUUGUGAAGACACUAACACCAUCCCCGUCACCAUAGAAGCUUUCAGAGAUAUUUUCAAAAAGGCAGAACUUGACUUUGUGGGACUCCUCUGGCAACUCGAGCACCAUGGCUGUCUCCGUGUGUCCUCUCCGGAAUCUGACAAGAGAAUUCAAGGCCAAUUGACGGUUAGUGUCGAGGAACAAGUCGAAGCGGCGAUCAACAAGAUCUUCCACACGAGUGACUGGACCGGCAGGCAGCCUUUGCAGGAUCUGAUCACGACAUUCGAGCACGACUACGCAACGAAAUGGGGACAACCGAACGGCAUCUGGCACGACAUGGCACGGGUCUACCCAGAGUGUCGUGAGGAGAUCGUCGUCCAUAGAGACCUGAGCGCACUUUAG
Messenger RNA from Fonsecaea erecta, 447 nucleotides. RefSeq lists its product as hypothetical. The record is from RefSeq and is a predicted model, not a curated record. The transcript is spliced from 2 exons. The coding region runs from base 1 to 447 and encodes 148 amino acids. NCBI's taxonomy places the organism in Eukaryota, Fungi, Ascomycota, Eurotiomycetes, Chaetothyriales, Herpotrichiellaceae.